GCAGUGGGUGGAGUUAAGGAUGCCUUAGGUGCUACAGGAGAAGUUGAUGCCCUCACACGCCGGAGCCAUGCGUAAUAAGUGCGGCGAGUGACGAGGAUGCUGGAGCAUGAGGCAGGAGGAGCAGACAUGCGACUAGUCCGUCAGAUCAAAACAGCGAUGAAGAUCCAGGCCGGGGGCGAGCACAUGGGCUGCAGCAAGGUCGGAGAAAACCAGGAGAACCAGGUCAUCUGUUUGCAAUGUCAGGACGAGGUGGUGCGGGUUUGUCCGGGAAGUCCGCGCAGUCCUCGCCGCGCCAUCGCGACGCGCCUCUCCUCCGGAUCCGCAGACCGUGAGCCCAGCAGUAGCAGCUACAAUGCCUCUUCGGGAACCUUCUACAGCUGUGUCAGUCAGAUCACCAUCGGGUUUGACAUUGGGGGUCAAGUGGCCAUUGGGUUCUCCCACUGGAAGAGUCCUUUCCCAGGGAACGGCCAGAAUCUCCCCAGUCCAGACUGCGUUCGCUCUGAGGCCUCUGCCGUCCCGCCCAUCAGCGAGCAUCUCGAGCCCGUGUCCUGCCCGGCGUCACUGUCAAUCACCCCGCUGCCCACGCUCAGUGCCAGUCAGGAGACGCUCUGCGACAGCAGCACGAGCGUGAGUUUAUCUCUACAUGGGUUUGAGCCCAAGCGGCGGAGCCCCCACCGACGCAGAGUCCUGCUGCAGGCCUCGGCCUCAGGCUACCAGGCAGCGGACAGACAUCUCACAUUCUCCUCCUGUGGGAAGGCCGACAUCAUGGAGGAGUCCUCAGUUGAAGCCCCGGACUCCAGCUCUCAAGACGAUGUGCCUCCUCUCGCUGUGAAGGGUGUUAAUGUGCUGCUUGGGAGACAAAGGUCAGAAGGCAUCAGCAGCCCGUCCAGAGACGACGACUCCACCCUGCUGAACCAGGGAACCCACAGCAGCAUCCUUGAUGACAACACAAAGUCCGAUUCUAGCCUCCCACAGGCGAGGAGUAAGUCCAGCGGCCUUUGCUUCGCUGAUGGAAAGAGCCGCAUUGACUACAUCCUGGUUUACAGGAAGUCAAGCUCGCAGUCAGAGAAGAGGGAGAUAUUUGAGCGGAACAUCCGUGCAGAGGGUUUACAGAUGGAAAAGGAGGCUUCUAUAACAAACAGUGACGUGAUUUUUCUGAAGCUUCAUGCGCCAUGGGAUGUUCUGUGUCGCUACGCAGAGCUCAUGAACAUUCGCAUGCCUUUUAGGAGGAAAAUCUUUUUCAUGCAUCGACGGCACAAGUUCAUGAACAGGAUGGAGAAGCGCAUCAACAAAUUUCGUGGGUGGCUUCCCCGCAAGCCUAUGAAGUUUGACGACACUCUGCCCGACCUGGAGGAGAACGAGAGUUUUACUGCCCCCUUCAGUCGAUCGAGGAUACAUCAUUUCAUCAUCCACAACAAAGACACUUUUUUCAACAACGCCACCAGAAGUCGCAUUGUCCACCACAUCCUCCAGCGGGUCAAAUAUGAGGAGGGUAAAAAUAAGAUGGGACUUAAUCGUCUUUUGAGCAACAAUUCAUAUGAGGCAGCUUUCCCUCUUCAUGAGGGGAAAUACCACAGCAAGAACUCCAUCAGAACACACGGAGCAGAGAACCACCGGCACCUGUUGUACGAGUGUUGGGCCUGGUGGGGGGUUUGGUACAAGUACCAACCGCUGGACCUCAUCAGGAGGUAUUUCGGGGAGAAGAUCGGUCUGUACUUCGCCUGGCUCGGCUGGUACACAGGGAUGCUGUUUCCUGCCGCUCUGGUUGGCCUCUUUGUAUUCCUGUACGGCAUCUUCACUCUGGAGCACUGCCAGGUCAGUAAAGAAAUCUGCCAGGCCACUGACAUCAUCAUGUGCCCCAUCUGUGACCAGUACUGCCCCUACCUGAGACUGUCAGACAGCUGCAUCUAUGCCAAGGUCACCCAUCUCUUCGACAACGGGGCAACGGUUUUCUUUGCGGUAUUCAUGGCUGUUUGGGCAACCGUCUUCUUGGAGUUCUGGAAAAGGCGCAGGGCUGUCCUUGCAUACGACUGGGACCUCAUCGACUGGGAGGAAGAGGAGGACGAAAUACGUCCCCAGUUCGAGGCCAAAUACUCCAAGAAGGAGAGGAUGAACCCCAUAUCUGGAAAGCCUGAGCCCUACCAGGCCUUCACUGACAAAUACAGUCGCCUCAUCGUCUCAGCGUCCGGGAUCUUCUUCAUGAUCCUGGUGGUGAUAGCUGCUGUAUUUGGCAUCGUCAUUUACCGUGUAAUCACAGUCAGCACCUUCGCCGCCUUCGGCUGGGCUCUCAUCAGGAACAACUCUCAGGUGGCGACCACGGGAACAGCAGUCUGCAUCAACUUCUGCGUCAUCAUGCUCCUCAACGUGCUCUAUGAAAAAGUUGCUCUUCUUCUGACUAAUUUAGAACAGCCAAGGACAGAGUCAGAGUGGGAGAACAGCUUUACCCUCAAGAUGUUCCUUUUUCAGUUUGUCAACCUCAACAGUUCAACUUUCUACAUCGCCUUCUUUUUGGGAAGAUUUACAGGCCGGCCUGGUGCAUAUCUACGCCUCAUCAAUCGCUGGAAAUUGGAAGAAUGUCACCCCAGUGGCUGUCUCAUUGACCUCUGUAUGCAGAUGGGGAUCAUCAUGGUGCUAAAACAGACCUGGAACAAUUUCAUGGAGCUUGGCUACCCGCUGAUCCAGAACUGGUGGACACGGCGGAAGCUGAGGAGAGAGCACGGACCGAAAGCCAAGGCCAGCUUCCCACAGUGGGAGAGAGAUUAUAAUCUACAGCCAAUGAAUGCCUAUGGACUCUUUGAUGAGUACUUAGAAAUGAUUUUACAGUUUGGCUUCACCACCAUCUUUGUGGCAGCCUUCCCUCUGGCCCCUCUCCUAGCGCUGCUCAACAACAUCAUCGAAAUUCGUUUAGACGCCUACAAGUUUGUCACACAGUGGCGACGACCUCUGCCUUCCCAAGCCAAAGACAUAGGGAUCUGGUAUGGCAUUUUGGAGGGCAUUGGCAUCUUGUCUGUCAUCACCAACGCCUUUGUCAUCGCUGUUACCUCAGACUUCAUCCCUCGCCUUGUUUACGCCUACAAGUAUGGGCCUUGUGCUGGUCAGGGUCGAGCAGGGGAAGGGUGUAUGAUGGGUUACGUCAACGCCAGUCUCUCAGUAUUCCGAGUGUCUGACUUUGAGAAAAGAUCGCAGCCCAAGACUACUGGCUCUGAGCUGUUUGGAGACGCUGUGAAGUAUUGCAGGUAUCGUGACUACAGGGAGCCUCCAGACUCUGCUGAGCCCUACUCAUACACUCUGCAGUUCUGGCACGUCCUGGCAGCCCGGCUAGCAUUCAUCAUUGUGUUUGAGCAUAUGGUCUUUGCCAUCAAGACCCUGAUCGCGUACCUGAUCCCCGACCUUCCCAAGGACCUGCGGGACAGAAUGCGCAGAGAGAAAUACCUGAUCCAGGAGAUGAUGUAUGAGGCUGAGUUGGAGAGACUGCAGAAGGAGAAAAACGAGAAGAAGAAGAAGGAUAAGGCCCAUCAUAAGGAAUGGCCCUGAAUGCACCAACUGGUUAUCAGCUGGUGUUUGGUUUUCACUGCACAGUGGAGGAAGGAGAGGAGCGCUGGGUUUCCUGCAUGAUACUGGACCCUCAUACCUUCCUCCUGCCAUGUCAGACCAGCACCUCCUAGUGGACAGUUGAUGAACUGCAAAUCCUGCAGGGCCACUCAGUGGACACAGAACCCAUGUGUCUGCAUACAUAACAGAUGUCCUCUUGAACAUUUGGCUGCAGGUUUUGCUACUUUUUUUUCUUUUUUCCUCCAGAUAGUUUCUACCACUUUGGACUCUCAACAGCGUAUGUCUUCAGAUCCUGAAUGUAGAUUUCAAGCAAGACUUAACUUUUACAGAUUUCUUGUAUUAGAUGAGAGAAAUAACUCUCCUGAGCUUACUGAAUGACAAACCCUGUUUACAUUUCUCCUUGUUGGAGGAGUUCACAUUUUGCUUUAUUGUAAAUAAAGGCAUUUAAUUGAAUGUCAGGCCAUCUGCUCUGCUAAAGUGUAGUGCAAUAAAAACUAGAGAAUGCAAUUUCUUCAGAAAUUGCGGUGGGAUUGCUGGCUGCUAAAAAGCUGACACUGAGCCGUAUUGCUUCAUGUAGAGUUGGGCGCUAAACUGCAUUGCUUGAAAAGCUGGAAGCUGAACUGUAUUGCUUCAUGUACAGAUGGGAGCUGAACAGAAUUGCCUGAUGGAUGGCUGGGAGCUAAACUGCAUUGCUAGCUUUACUUUAUAUGAAGGAGCAGUUAGUGUGGGAAUAGUUGGAAAGGGGUGAAGGGUGCAAAAUCUAGUGUAAGAAAUGAAAGGUUUAGGAGCUUUAGUUUCAGGACUUAAAUGAGUUAAAGUGUGCAAAGGAGUUGAGGUGUUAUUCAAGAUGAAAUAAGGGUAAAACAGCUUAGAACUACGCCCAAUAACAACUGCAAUGAGCUACUGUGUACUAGAAGUUGAGUUGUAUGUGUGCGUGUGGGUCUAUGUGUGCCUAUGACCAUGUGUCUAUGUCAUUGUUAUCACUAACACCUGUGUUGCUGCCUUAAAGCCUUCUGUGAGAUACAGUAUGUGGCAGCAGUUUCACAGAAAUGUCAGUCAGUUGUUUUUUACACCUUUAAACAUGCAUGCAUGCAUGUGUUUCUCCUAACUGGACAUAUAUGUGGACAUUUCUAAAAUUAGGUCCUUGUUUGAAGGGCCGUGCUUUGUGUGCACGUGUAUCUGUGUGCCUGUGCGUGUGUGUGUGUGUGUGUGUGUGUGUGUGUGUGUGUGUGUGUGUGUGUGUGUGUGUGUGUGUGUGUGCAUCACGUCAGUUCAGAGUCCACCAACUGCAGUUAGCUGGCGAGAGAACCCAGACGGUCAGACAGGAGUGUGACAUGAGAGGCAGGAAGCAAGGAAAAGAGUAAGAAAUAGCAGUUACAGUUAUUUUUAUCUUACAGUUAGUAAAGUGUUCAAAUGUUUGUAAGUUAACACCUGUGUUUAUCUGAAAUAAAGCGACUGUGACACCGCAGUCCAAUCAGAGAAGCAGUCUGAUUGGCUAAACUCAUUCAGCUGUGUGUCCCCGCCCGCAACUGACGGUUGCCAUGGUGAUGGUAACUGCUGAGUGACUCCUGCCUCUGACAGUUCAGAGAUUAAGCAGAGACGGACCACUCAAACGCUAGCUCAGUGGUUCCCAACCUGGGGGUCGGAGCCCCCACUAGAGGUCGCCAAAGCUUCAUGGGGGAUCGCAAGGCCUUCUUGAUUUCAAGGCGUGUAAGAAACGUAAGAAAUAUACACAAUAUAUUUAUACGUCAGCAUUUGGUUUACUUUGAAUAAAAGCUAAAGUAAAGUAAAUUGUUAUGUAAUUUGUCUAAUAGAACAAUAGCCACCAGAGUGUUAAAAAUGUAUUUAAAAAAUACAUAAGACUGACAAAGAGGAAAAUGUUGGGAACCACUGCUCUAGUUUAUUACUCAAACAGCACAAUUCCUAACUCAUGUGUUUGUGGUGUCACGAAUGUGGGAAACUGUGAGUUAAAAAAUUCCCCCUUUCUGCUUUGCUCCUGAACUUUCUGGUCUCAGUUAACAUUGGAGUCAAUGGUGCAGUGGAAUGGUACUCCUGACACUUUGAGGCUUACAGCGCCAAAUGUGUAGGAUAGUUACAUUGUUGGAAAGGGGAUGAAUUUUUCUACAUUUUGAUGAAGAAAUUACGUAUAACUGCGCAGGAGUAAGAGGAAGUUGAGGAGAGUUUUUAAAGAAGAGUAUAACGCACUCUUGUGUAAUGUCGCCCACUCUUAUUUUGAACAUUCUGCACAUUUAUUUCAAAGUAAAAAUAUCCAGUAAAAUGUUACAUAUUUUGGAAAGUGUGAAAGAUACAAACACUUAAGUAGUUCCAAGAAUGUCCUCAAUGAGCUGAACAUUUAAGUUAAACGGUGUGAACAAAGAAGAGUAAUGAAAAGAAACGGAGAAGACCGGAUAGAUGGGAUUGCAGCUACUGCCCAGCAGUCCCACCGAUAAACAGAAACUGAGAAAAACAUAGAUGGGAUUGCUCGGUCAGCAAUCCCACCAAUAAAUGUUGCUUAGAGAUCUAUUCUGUCUGAGCUGUGGCAGUGCCCACAGUUGGCUUAAACUGAAAAUGCUUUCCAUUUGAAACUAGAUGAAUAACUGCAGUAAUAAACAUUAUUUAUUGUAAAGAAA
Molecule: messenger RNA, 6182 nt
Organism: Dicentrarchus labrax (European seabass)
Lineage: Eukaryota; Metazoa; Chordata; Actinopteri; Moronidae
Product: anoctamin-4-like
Exons: 29
Coding region: 97-3534 (1145 amino acids)
Biological process (GO): chloride transmembrane transport
Cellular component (GO): plasma membrane
Molecular function (GO): chloride channel activity; protein dimerization activity
Source: RefSeq, a predicted model, not a curated record